AUGGAGGCCGUUGCGGAUAGAGUGGAGAUGCACAGGAACAUUGGAGAACAGAGAAAUAACUGGAACUGCCUGUUUUUAACAUCAAUCAAUACAAUCACUCUCUCUGCUGCAACCAUUGCCGGAAUUGCAGCUACAAGUGCAGUCGGGGGACUCAGGUCCCCCAUAUUGUCACUCAAGCUGGCUUCGACUCUAAUGUACUUGACAGCCACUGGAAUGUUGAUUAUUAUGAACAAAAUUCAACCAUCCCAACUUGCUGAAGAACAGCGUAACGCUGCAAGGUUGCUUAAGCAGAUUCAUGGAGAAAUUGAAACAAUUAUUUCCUGUGGUAAUCCUACUGUUAGUGAUGUGAACGAAGCAAUGGAGAAAGUUUUAGCUGUUGACAGGGCCUACCCUCUUCCUCUGCUUGGCGUUAUGCUCGAAAGAUUUCCAUCUAUGGUGGAGCCUGCAGUGUGGUGGCCUCAACCACGACGAAGAACGGCUAAUUCGAAAGAGUUAGGAGUUAAACUUGAUUGCAACGGUUGGAAUAGAGGAUUGGAAGAGGAAAUGAGAGAAGUAGUUGGGGUUUUGAAGAGGAAAGACAAAGCAGACUAUUUGAGGUUGGGUGGAAAAGCCUUGAAACUGAACCAAAUACUGGCCAUAACUGGUCCAUUACUAACAGGUCUAGCAGCAGUUGGGACUGCUUUUAUAGGAUCUCCUUUUCAUGGUUCUUGGGCCGCUGGGCUUGGAGUUGUUGCCGGAGCUUUGGCUAGCAUAGUGAACACAGUUGAGCAUGGAGGGCAAGUGGGGAUGGUGUUUGAGAUGUACAGAAGCAAUGCUGGUUUCUUAAAGCUCAUGGAGGAGUCUAUAGAGUCAAAUCUAAACGAAAGUGAAUUGGGUAGGAGAGAGAAUGGGGAAUUGUUUGAAAUGAAGGUGGCUUUGCAGUUGGGGAGGAGCCUCUCAGAGCUAAGGGAACUUGCAGCCUCAUCAGCAAGAAAAGGAGAGAUGGGCGAAGAGUUUGCAAGCAAGCUGUUCUGA
Messenger RNA from Ilex paraguariensis (yerba mate), 1014 nucleotides. NCBI's taxonomy places the organism in Eukaryota, Viridiplantae, Streptophyta, Magnoliopsida, Aquifoliales, Aquifoliaceae. The record is from the annotation of a GenBank genome assembly.